CUUCCUGUGAGACGAAGAGAAUUUCGUUUUAUUGAUUUUGAAGAAAUAAACGUUUGUGUAAAAACCUUAUCUUCAAUGAGUUUGAUUUUCAACGUAUAUUCACGAGGUUUAUGUUAAUUAAUUUGCAAACAUCUUUGUUUCCACUGAGCUAUGACAUUUUGGAGAAAUCUGUUUUAUCAUAGUAUCUGACCCCCGCUUAAAAGACUAAAGUAGCCGAAUGAUUUGCCGAAUAACAAGAAAAUAGAAUCUGUAUGGUGAAUUGGUAGCUGAUUACUACGAGGAGUGAAAUAAAAAUCAAUGAAUCGCGAAUUCUAUGACAGUUCCGAUGACGAUGACAUGGAAAGUCAGUAUCAAGUAGAUCCAGAAUGUUUAGUGCUCACCAGGCCAGAUAAAGACAUGCACAACAGGUGCUGUGGUGGUAAAGCAUGGUGUAUAAAGGAUAUCUGUGGUAUAAUAUGUGCUGUGUUAACAUGGCUCUUGAUCCUGUAUGCAGAGUUUGUGGUGAUGAUGGUCAUGUUACUGCCCGGCCUCUCAAGUUAUCCCAUAUAUGGAUAUGUUAAUAUUUUCAUAUUCCAAUGUUUGGCGUUCUUAGCUUUUGCAUCACAUCUCAGGACCAUGUUCACAGACCCUGGUGCAGUUCCAAAAGGCAAUGCAACGAAAGAAAUGAUCAAGCAAAUGAGUUUCCGUGAAGGUCAAGUUAUAUUCAAAUGCACAAAAUGCUGUAGCAUCAAGCCAGAGCGUGCACAUCACUGUUCGGUAUGUCAGCGAUGCAUCAGGAAGAUGGACCACCACUGUCCGUGGGUCAACAACUGUGUUGGAGAGAACAAUCAAAAAUAUUUUGUUCUGUUUACAUUUUAUAUUGCGGCAAUUUCGGUACAUUCCUUGACGCUGUCAGUAUACCAAUUCGUGACGUGCAUCCGACAUGAGUGGCGAGACUGUAGCACAUACUCCCCGCCUGCCACCGUUGUGUUACUUCUGUUCCUCAUUGCGGAAGCCCUGUUGUUCGCGAUCUUCACAGCAGUCAUGCUUGGGACGCAGUUGCAUGCUAUAUGGAAUGAUGAAACUGGAAUUGAACAACUAAAAAAGGAACAAGCGCGAUGGGUCCGCAAGUCAAGAUGGAAGAGUAUACAAUCAGUUUUCGGACGCUUCUCAAUCCUCUGGUUUUCACCCUUCACCCAGCCUUCGCCCAAAACUAAGCUGGAGAGCUACUUAUACAGUGUAUAAUUUGUGUAAGUAAACGUGUCACUCUGUGUACUUGUUGCACAUGCACACAAUUAUUGGAGCGUUCUCAUUCGCUGCGUGUACAGGCUUCAUUUGGCCUUCAUUUUUAUGCAUUAUAAUGUAUUUUUCAUAUCAAAAAAUUGGCUAAAACUACGCCAAUGUAAGCAAUACAAUUUAUUUAACUUUUAAUGUACUAUUGUAUCAUCAUUUUGCUAUGUGAUUUUUAAUAUAAAUAUUGGCAUAAGAUUUAAUUUUAUAUUAUUACAAAAUGUUUUCUAAUAUACACAAAUGACUGAUAUCGAAAUUAAUGUGAGAACAAUCUAAUAAUAGGGAACCAAACAACUGCAUUUACUUUAUUUGUUACAAAUAUCAAUCACAAAUUUGGUUAUAUGAAAA
Molecule: messenger RNA, 1617 nt
Organism: Ostrinia nubilalis (European corn borer)
Lineage: Eukaryota; Metazoa; Arthropoda; Insecta; Lepidoptera; Crambidae
Product: palmitoyltransferase ZDHHC3
Exons: 6
Coding region: 298-1224 (308 amino acids)
Molecular function (GO): palmitoyltransferase activity
Source: RefSeq, a predicted model, not a curated record